This is a messenger RNA of Coffea arabica (coffee), 1650 nucleotides long. Lineage: Eukaryota; Viridiplantae; Streptophyta; Magnoliopsida; Gentianales; Rubiaceae. The record is from RefSeq and is a predicted model, not a curated record.
AUGUCAGAAGAUUAUCAGAGAGCAGGGAACUUAACGGACAAGGAAAUUGAAGCAAAAGUGUUACAACAAACCAACAAUUUCCUUGAAUCAAUGGGUAAGAACAUCAACUCCUAUGCAUUAGUGCCCAGAAUACUCAAGUUUGAUGGCCUGACAAAAGAUACCAGAGAUACUCUUAGUGAAUUGAACAUUGCAGUCUCAGAAAUUGAUUUAGCUUCAGUUUCUCAACUUAAUACUGACCAAAGAACUGCAUUCAAUACCAUACUUGAAGCUGCCUAUGUCAAUAAACGAGACUGCUUUUUCCUAGACGGACCUGGUGGCACCGAAAAAACAUUUUUAUAUAAAGCUUUACUAGCUGAAGCAAGAUCAAAAGGCUAUUAUAGUGCUUGCUACAGCUUCUUGUGGAGUGGCUGCCUGGAUUUUCCCUGGAGGAAGGACAGCACAGCACAUUCAAGAUUCAAAAUACCUAUCGAUUCAAGUGCUGAAAAUAUGUGCAAAAUCAGCAAACAAAGUGCACUUGCUGACCUCCCGCUACAAGUAAAGUUAAUCAUCUGGGAUGAAGCACCAUUGACACACAAAACUGCUAUUGAAGGAGUAGAGGAGAUGUUAAAGGACAUUAUGAGUUCAACAGAGCUCUUUGGAUCGAAGGUUAUAGUAUUAGGAGGUGACUUCAGACAAGUACUUCCAAUGGUAACAAAAGGAUCAAAAGCAGACUUUAUUCAGGCAAGCAUUGUAAAUUCCUACAUUCGGCCACACUUCACACAAAACAUGAGGGCGAUAUCAGAUCCUGACUUUACAGUUAUCUGCUACGCAUUGGUAACGGAGCUGAACCUUACAUUGAUAAGAAGAACAUCAGAAUUCCACGACCUUUACUUCUACCAUACACGACUGAAGAAGAAUCUGGCUAUACUAACAACAAGAAAUGACUUCAUCGAUGAGCUGAAUGAAACACUAACAGAGAGGUUUCCAGGAAAUGCAUAUCAAUAUAUCAGCAGAGACAAAGCACUUGAAAUUAGUGAACAAACAAUGUUCGAAGAUUUCUUUAACAGCUUGACUCCUACUGGAUUCCUGCCUUAUAAAUUAACUUUGAAACCAAACUCACCAAUCAUUCUGCUUAGAAAUAUAGAUCCUCCAGGAGGUCUUUGCAAUGGCACAAGACUUAUAUGUAAAUCUUUAAAGCCUAAUAUUAUACAUGCCAUCAUUAGCACAGGCGAACAUAUAGGCAAAGAAAUAUAUGUAGCAAUCUCAAGAGCUAAAAACAGUAAAGCUGUGAAAAUACUCAUAAGACUAUCAGUUUUUGAUACAAAUACAGAUGAUUUGACAGAAAAUAUGGGAACAAACUUCACUGCAAUUAAUAAAAUACUUCCUGGCAUGAAAGACUGGACCUGUAAAGUUCAAGUCAUUCAGAAGCAAAGGAUUCAGGUGUCGAAAGCUGGCAACAGAUAUCAAAAGUUGCUCCUCAUGGAUGAUCAGGGAACAAAGCUUGAAGCUCUUAUCUAUAACUCAGACAUUGAGUUCUUUAGAGCUUUAUUUCAGUUAUAUAACAAAUACCUUGUCUCAAAUGCAAAAGUCAAGUUUGCCUCAGCAGACUACCGUUCAACUGAAAAGAAUGCAACUGGAUCAUCGACAAUUCAACAGUUGUUCAGCUUGUGA